Molecule: messenger RNA, 3162 nt
Organism: Phyllostomus discolor (pale spear-nosed bat)
Lineage: Eukaryota; Metazoa; Chordata; Mammalia; Chiroptera; Phyllostomidae
Gene: CABP7
Product: calcium binding protein 7
Exons: 5
Coding region: 330-977 (215 amino acids)
Molecular function (GO): calcium ion binding
Source: RefSeq, a predicted model, not a curated record
GCGCAGCGCGCGGGGCACCGAGGAGCGGGCGCGGCGGGCGCAGCGCUCGGCAGCCGGAGCAGAGAGGCCGAAGCGGCGCCGCCCCCACCACCCCUGAGGGGCCCCGGCCCGGAGCCCUACGAGGGAGGGGGCGGCAUGGACCGGUGGCUUGGGGCGCGGGGGCGCUAGGCCCCCGGACGGGUGGCACCUCGCCUCGUCGCUGCUGUCGCCGCCGGGCCGCCCUUCACAGCUGCGCGCCCUGCCCGCUCCAGCCGCCCCCCGGGCCGCCGCCGGCCCAUGAGCCCCGACCUCAAAGUUUGCGGCGGGCGGGCGGGCGCGGAGCCUCCAAAAUGCCGUUCCACCCGGUGACGGCGGCGUUGAUGUACCGGGGCAUCUACACCGUGCCCAACCUGCUGUCGGAGCAGCGCCCGGUGGACAUCCCCGAAGAUGAGCUGGAGGAAAUCCGAGAGGCCUUCAAAGUCUUUGACCGCGAUGGCAAUGGCUUCAUCUCCAAGCAGGAGCUGGGCACGGCCAUGCGCUCCUUGGGCUACAUGCCCAACGAAGUAGAGCUGGAAGUUAUCAUCCAGCGACUGGACAUGGACGGUGAUGGCCAAGUGGACUUUGAGGAGUUUGUGACCCUCCUGGGACCCAAGCUCUCCACCUCAGGGAUCCCAGAGAGGUUCCAUGGCACUGACUUUGACACUGUCUUCUGGAAGUGUGACAUGCAGAAGCUGACUGUGGAUGAGCUGAAGCGGCUGCUCUACGACACCUUCUGUGAGCACCUGUCCAUGAAGGACAUCGAGAACAUUAUCAUGACGGAGGAGGAGAGCCACCUGGGCACAGCUGAGGAGUGCCCUGUGGAUGUGGAGACCUGCUCCAACCAGCAGAUCCGCCAGACAUGCGUGCGCAAGAGUCUGAUCUGCGCCUUCGCCAUCGCCUUCAUCAUCAGCGUCAUGCUCAUCGCGGCCAACCAGGUGCUGCGCAGCGGCAUGAAAUAGGCACCACCUGGGCACCUCCUCUGGUGCACACGAUGCGCGGGGCCCCCUCCACACCCACCACCGCCUGCAGGCCUCUCCUUCAGCUGCACCCUGGGCUGCCACCACUGUGUGCAUCUUGGGGCCUGGAGGUCCAGCGACCCCGCCCCACCCGCCCUUGCAUGGAGCCAUGGCCCAGCUGUGGAGGGUCUGAUGGUGGCUCUGAGGAUGGCUCCCAGCCCCGCCUAUACCCUGCCCCUGCCCCCCUGGCCUGUAUGUAGCACUAACUCUUCCCACUGUCCAGGGGCUCCUGGGAAAUUGAGGGAUUUGUGCAGGGCCCAGUAGCUGCUGUGGUCCCUUAGGCAGGAAGGGGCACCCUGGGCCCAGAGCCACACAGCUAGUCUGUCCCUGGUCCCUGAGGUUUGGGCCAUGGGCAGGGUGGUGGAGGUGGGACAGAAGGCCUCUUCCUGGGGCAGGGUAGGGGGGUGAGGCCGGGGUGUCCUGGGUCCUACUUCCUGGCAUGGACUGAGAAGGCCCUGGCCUUCUGCUGGGUCCCUUCCUCUGGGAGACUCAAAUCCAGCCCUCCUCCACACACUCACCGGGGCCAGAGAGCCAGCCCAUUUCACAGAUGAGGGCCCAAGGCUCAAAGGGCCCCCAGAUUUGGCUUCAGUUCCCCUAUCCAUAGGAUUUUCAGGAAGGACAGAAGCUCAUGAAGGAUGGGGCAACUGAGGUGCCUGCAGUCCCCCCACCUCCUGGGUCCCCCCGACGAGAGGCCCAGUGGCCUGCGGGCCACACUGCCCACUACCACCCUAGCACAGAAUUUAGAGCUGGACUACAAUUGAGGAAGGAAGCAGAGGGGCCUGGAGGUCCCAAAUCGCCUGAGCAGCCUGUGUGAUCCUCCCACCAGCCAGGCCGCUCCUCCAGGGCAGAAGCCUUGGAGGGGCUUGUGUCCAUGCCAGGAAGCUCAGCCAGGCCACUCUCGCAAGCCCAGGAUCUGUCUUCCUGGGUCCCCCCAUUUCUCAACACAAACUCGGCUGGAGACCCAGCUCCCAUCCCUGCCCCAGCUGUGCCAGCUCACACUCGGGCACCAGAUCCGCAUGGGCGGGCGUGGGGACUGAGAAUGGCAGACAGAGUCCUUGAGCUCCUCUCCCCAGAUCUGGAGCCACUUCUCAAAUGGGUGAUGGUCACGGCCACACUGGCUGCCAUCUUCCGGCUCCCAAGGGAGAAGAGUGGCAAGCACCGUCACCCUGAAGAAGACCUUGUAUCACUCCAGCCCUGCCCAUCCUCUGACCAGGGGACAGAGCAGUGAGCUGAGGUCACCCGGCAAGGGGGAAGCGUAGCCAUAUCACCCUAGCGACAGACUUUCUUCAUAAACAUCCAGAAGCUAGUUUCCUCACCCAUCUUCUUAAGAUGUCCCGUGACCGAGGGAGGGUGAGGCUGACUGGCAGGGCCAGGACCAGGGCUGUACCUGGCGGGGGAGCUCCUGGGCCUCACCAAGGCCAGGCCAGGCUGAGCCAAUAGCUUCAGAGGCUCCGUGGGGCACAGCAGGAGGGGGCCUCCGCGUCCUGGUACGAACCCUUUAUUGUGACUGCAGUGGGAAGUGACCGGUGGGGGCCAGGUGGGCGUGAGGGACUCAGCCCCACUGGACGCUGGGCUGCAGGGGCCACCCCCCGGGUGGGGGUGCCCGCAGAGAUGGAGGCAGCUCCUGGACUGGUGGCCAGCCCACUGGGUACUGGAAGACAGAGGUUCUGAUGGGUUCAGCCCUAGAGAGAAGGAGAAGGGCAGAGAAUCAGAGUGGAGCAGGCCCCCGGCACACCCUCCCCGCCAUCCAGGCUGUGGGGAGGGCCAACCUUUCCGGAAGGCAGAGCCUCAAAAACAUGCAGACCCUUUGAGCCAGCAACCUCACCUCUAGGAAUGAGCCCAAGGAAACAGCAGGGUUGUGGGCAGAGACUGAGGUGUGAGAAGCAGAAACCACCUCAGUGUCUGGCUGUGGGGGGGACUGACGCCACGUAUAUGCACGUCCACGGCAGAGAAUGCUGUGCAGCCUGGGUACGAGUUACGGCAGACUUAUAUGCACUGAUGAGGAAAGGCAUCCUGACGUACUGUGUGAGUAGUAGCAAAAGCAGCUUAUAAAAUACUGUAUAUAGCAUGAUACUAUUUUUGUUUAAAGAUAUAUAACAUAUAUAAAUGCAUAAAAAACCUGGAAGAC